AUGUCUGUUUACACCUCGCCCUCCGCUCGUCCGACGGACGUGACUGACCUUCAGGAGGAGAAUGACGUAACUGUGAUCUCGUCACAGCUAUCAUCCGACGAGCUCGUCAACAACGAGGACAUUUCCACCACACAUACUAUCAUUGAGGCCGGCCGAGAGGAAGAAAAGGAUGCCAAUGGCCAGACUGUCGUUAGUUUCAAUAUUUGGAGCAUUCUUCAAAAGGGCGCCAUAAAUUUGGUCUUGCCCUUCAUCAACGGAAUCAUGCUUGGGUUCGGUGAGAUCUUUGCCCACGAGGUGGGCUUCAAAUACGGCUUUGUGGGUGCUAGGGUGCAGCCUCCGAGAAGACACCUUCAGCAGAAGCCCAAGUUUAUUUAG
Molecule: messenger RNA, 375 nt
Organism: Candidozyma duobushaemuli
Lineage: Eukaryota; Fungi; Ascomycota; Pichiomycetes; Serinales; Metschnikowiaceae
Gene: MIM1
Product: Mim1p
Exons: 1
Coding region: 1-375 (124 amino acids)
Biological process (GO): protein insertion into mitochondrial outer membrane; mitochondrial outer membrane translocase complex assembly
Cellular component (GO): mitochondrial outer membrane
Source: RefSeq, a predicted model, not a curated record